This is a messenger RNA of Austrofundulus limnaeus, 255 nucleotides long. RefSeq names its product centromere protein I. Gene Ontology annotation, biological process: mitotic sister chromatid segregation; CENP-A containing chromatin assembly. Lineage: Eukaryota; Metazoa; Chordata; Actinopteri; Cyprinodontiformes; Rivulidae. The record is from RefSeq and is a predicted model, not a curated record. Gene Ontology annotation, cellular component: inner kinetochore; kinetochore.
GGAGAGUAAAACCAAAUGUUCUUGAUCCUUCAGGGAAAGCAGCCGUUCCUCCUGCACCUGCUGUCACUUUACAAAGUCUUCUGUCCUGAGCUGGUGAUGCUCUCCAUCCCAUCCAGGAUGAGGAGCGGGUUCAGGAACCACGUUUCACCCUGGAAGUCGGCGCUGAAUGCCGUCCAGAAGAGGAACGGUUUGCAGGCUGCAUCCAGCGUGGGCGUGGCCCUGACCACCAAAGAGAAAAGCAGCUUGAGGAAAAGG